Gadus chalcogrammus (walleye pollock) is the source of this 2078-nucleotide messenger RNA. Its product is annotated as serine protease inhibitor 2.1-like. The coding region runs from base 92 to 1348 and encodes 418 amino acids. Gene Ontology annotation, biological process: negative regulation of endopeptidase activity. Gene Ontology annotation, molecular function: serine-type endopeptidase inhibitor activity. The record is from RefSeq and is a predicted model, not a curated record. NCBI's taxonomy places the organism in Eukaryota, Metazoa, Chordata, Actinopteri, Gadiformes, Gadidae. The transcript has 6 exons.
GUUCAAUUUCUCUGAGCAAUCCUCAAAAAGGAACAUCUCUCUCUGUGUCUGGGGUAGUAGUCAUACAGGCUUCUAAACCGGGAAGUUCACCAUGAUACGUGCUGCUUUGAGCAUCUGGAUCCUGUCUGCUGUGGUCUGCUUGGGCAGAGGUGAUCAUCAUGGCGAUCAUUCCCAUGAAGAUGGUCAUGCCCACCACCACCACGACGAGUCUGAUCACAGCACUAGUAACCUCAAACUGGUGUCUUCAGCCAACACAGACUUUGCCACCCAGUUGUACAAAAAAUUAGCUGCUCAGAAAGACUUGCAGGGCAAAAACAUUUUCUUCUCCCCAAUAAGUGUGACCCUUGCCCUGGCUGCGUUGUCUGUCGGGGCCCGUGGGGACACAUACCAGCAGCUUUUUACUGGUCUGGGCUUCAACAGCUCUUUAUUGACCCAGGCUGAUGUAGACAAGGCAUUCAAAUCACUCCUCACUGGGUUUAAUAGGACCUCUCAAGAGGACCUUAGUGCAGGAACGGCCCUGUUUGUGCAGGAAACCUUCAGCCCACGGGCCCAGUUCAUGGAGGUGGUGAAGCAGGAGUACCUCGCAGACGUCUUCGCUCUCGACUUCCACAACGCCACAGAGAGUGUGAGCAACAUUAAUAAAUAUGUGGCAGAGAAGACCAAUGGGAAGAUUGAAAAGCUGGUUGAAGACCUGGACCCUGCUACACUCAUGUACCUAGUCAGCUACAUGUACUUCAAAGAUAAAUGGGAGUUACCGUUUGACCCCACGGACACCAAGGAGGACGUUUUCCAUGUUGACGAACAGACUCAGGUUCCAGUACAGAUGAUGAAUAUGGAGGAGUCAGUCAACACUUACUAUGACAAGGAGAGUUCCACAUCAGUCCUGCAGCUGCAGUACAACGGGUCCAGCUCCAUGCUGCUGGUGCUGCCUGAUAAAGGCUUGGCUGAGCUGGAGGAGGUCAUCUGCCAGAACCACGUCAACAAAUGGCUCAAGUGGAUGCGACGGAAACAAACCGAUAUAUUCGUUCCCAAGUUCUCCAUCAAGAUGUCUCACUCCCUGAAGAACGUUUUGAGUGAAAUGGGAAUGCAAGACAUGUUUGGCUCUGCCGCCGAUUUCAGUGGCAUCUCAGACCUGAGGCUGAGCGUCUCCGAGGUGGUGCACCAAGCCACGCUAGACGUGGACGAGGCGGGGGCCACCGCUGCAGCCGCCACCGGAGUAGGGAUCACCCUCCUCUCCUUCCGCAAAAUCCCUGUCCUGAAGUUCAACCGUCCUUUCAUUGUCCUCAUCACGGACUCCAACAAUGGAAACAUCUUCUUCAUGGGAAAGAUUGUUAACCCAAACAUCUGAAGAUAAAUAAUUCCUCUAAAAUUAAUGAGAUAUAUUUGUUUGACUGUGUGUUUGUGUGGUAAAAUAAUAUGAGGAGGGAUGGAUUAUAUAUAUUAGCAUGUUCCCUUUGUGGUUGAUAUCAUGAGUCUUGCGACGUACAGUUGAGCACCAAUUAAAAAAUAAUGGGGGCAAGAAUGGAGAACAAAGGGGAAAUUAUAACAAUAAACCAAGAACUAAACAGCCUUGGUUCUGAGCAUGAAUGAGACAAGUUUUCAGGCUAUAUUUCUAUAUUAUUGAUAAUUGAUCAAUUCAAGUAAACACAGUCAUUCUUAAACAAUACAGUGUAUCAAGAAGGCAACACUCAUUACACAAGAGUAUAUAGAGUGCUGUUUAAAUAUUAGAACGAGAGUCAAACGCUUCAAAGUUCAUUUUCUCUGCUCAACUCUCAAAAGGGAACAUCCCUCGCACUCUAGAGUUAGUCAAACUCCUAAAUUGGCUUGAAGGGAUUUACCAAUCACCAUUCAAACCCCUCAAAGUCUAGUCUUGUUCUUUACAAUAGUUGAUAGGACAUUCAAAUUAAACAAAUUGACUAUCUUUAGUGAAUAAAAACACAUUGGCUUACAUAAUUGACGUGUUGAAAUACAUGAUCUCAUAUGUAACAUUAUACUCUACUGACCAUUAUUAUUCUAACUUUUCACCGCUCCCCUUCAACCAAUCUUUGUGUGUGUGUGUGUGUGUGUGUGUGUGUGUG